Molecule: messenger RNA, 379 nt
Organism: Entrophospora candida
Lineage: Eukaryota; Fungi; Glomeromycota; Glomeromycetes; Entrophosporales; Entrophosporaceae
Source: the annotation of a GenBank genome assembly
AUGAUUCAAGAAAACAUUAAUGCACUCAUCACAAUAGAUAUUUUAGAGUUAGCCACUAACAGAAAAAAUUUACCAAUAGAUCAAUAUAUCACUAUUCGAGUUGAAUCAAUUAAAUCAACUCAAAGCCUAAUUGCAGAGAAAUUAUUAAAUACACAAAAAAGUGAUAGAAGAAGAAAUGAGGUAUCUACAAAUGGUGAUCCAAGUGAACAGUGGGAAAAAAGAAAAAAGAAACAACUCACAAAAGCAGAAAAGGUUCUUCUUGAAAGAUUCAAAUCUGUAGUGGAUUGUCAUAGAAGAAUUGUAGCAAUAAGUCAAAAACAAAUUGCUCAAGAAAUUUGUAUGGAAUCUGAAGUCAAAAUUGGCCUCAACCAAUCCAAUG